Microcebus murinus (gray mouse lemur) is the source of this 844-nucleotide messenger RNA. It is a transcript of the gene SEC61B, whose product is annotated as SEC61 translocon subunit beta. Gene Ontology annotation, biological process: intracellular protein transport. Lineage: Eukaryota; Metazoa; Chordata; Mammalia; Primates; Cheirogaleidae. The record is from RefSeq and is a predicted model, not a curated record. Gene Ontology annotation, cellular component: Sec61 translocon complex.
GUGCCUCAGCUAGGCCACAUCAGCGCAAAUCUGUGGGCGCCUAGUAAUUGCCUGAGAAAAUUUCUCGUCUGACCCUGGUUACAUCCUCCCUUUGAUAGGGCAAGACUCUAUAAAGGACAUUGUGAUCCAAACGAAGGAGAUAGAAGGUCUGUACUUUCCACAUAGCAGCUAACCAAGUCGCCUAUAGCAGAAUAUCUACAGGCAUAUUGUGGGACAACCCAGGCGUCCCUGGAGCCAGCGAGGACCCGGCCUCUGGUCUGGGGGCGGGGCUUGAGCCAGUCUCUGCAGCUACCGGUCCUUUAGAGGCUCCGAAACUUUCUGGCGGUCCAUCACAGCGCCCUGGCACCCUCCAGUCUCCACCAUGCCUGGUCCGACCCCCAGUGGCACUAACGUGGGUUCUUCAGGGCGCUCUCCCAGCAAAGCAGUGGCCGCCCGGGCGGCAGGAUCCACUGUCCGGCAAAGAAAAAAUGCCAGCUGCGGAACAAGGAGCGCAGGCCGCACGACCUCAGCAGGCACCGGGGGCAUGUGGCGAUUCUACACAGAAGAUUCACCUGGGCUCAAAGUUGGCCCCGUUCCAGUAUUGGUUAUGAGUCUUCUGUUCAUCGCUUCUGUAUUUAUGUUGCACAUUUGGGGCAAGUACACUCGUUCAUAGAUUCAGUUACAUCCAUCUGUCAUUUGAAGAAGAAGGAAAAAACCCAACAUAUCUUGGACCAAAAGUAUAGUGAUUUUCUGUUCAUGAGAAGGAAAUUUUCUGUAAGCUUACUGUUUACAGGAGACAUAAGAAGAACUGAUUUUGAGGAAUUGGUUUUUUUCUAUGGCUAAUAAACUUUUUAAUUCAUUUAUA